CGAGCAUCGCUACUACCGAGGAGAAGAAGAAGCUUCGAGCGCGGAAAGAAGUUUGAUUUUUUAACAGACUGUCAGGAGUAAAGCUGAACCCGUGCAUGUUGCGGGGCGGUGAAUGUAGCUAGCUGUAGUUUCAGUGUGCUGUUCAGUAUCUCUGGCCUGUGUUGGAGUUUGCUUUAUAAGCUCUCUGAGAUGGUGGGCUGUGUUUUUAGCCUUUUAAGCCUCCACGAGGUCGGAGUGCUGCAGAGCUAGCUGAGCGUUAGCCGGUUAGCGCCUCGGUCCUGCUUGUAUUUUUAAAAAGACUGUUAAGGUAAAACAAGCACAGACCGAAAAUGUCGGGCUUUAACUUUGGAACAAGCACUCUAGGAUCCACAAACACUGGCGGGGGCUUUUCAUUUGGAGCUGCGACCAGUGCCCCUGCUGCAGCCACUGGUGGCUUUGCUUUUGGUGGUCUGGGAGGAGUGACCUCGACUCCUGCUGCUGCUACUACCACCACCACCUCCUCCCUGGGUCUUGGGGGCAGCUUGUUUGCUCAGAAACCAACAAGUGGAUUCUCUUUCAACACACCUGCCUCAGGAGCGACUGCACCAUCUACUGGCCUUACAUUAGGAGCUCCUGCUGCAUCUACUGCCGCUUCCACAGGAUUUAGCUUUGGGUUUGGGAAGCCAGCGGCCACUGCAGCUCCGUUUUCACUGACGACCACCACUGCCGCGGCCCCCCCAGCAGCAACAGGCCUGUCACUGAGUUCCGUCCUCACCUCUUCCACUCCUCAGACCGGCUCCACAGGCUUCUCACUGAACCUGGGAGGAGCGGCACCCGCCUCGUCUGCCCCGGCCACAGGCCUUGGUCUUGGUGCUUCUCUGUUCUCCAGCCCUGCUGCAACAGGCUUAGGGCAGCCUACUCUCGGGCAAUCAACACUUGGGCAGGCAACUCUCGGCCAAUCAACACUUGGGCAGGCUACUCUCGGCCAAUCAACACUUGGGCAACCCACUUUCUUGCAAUCAACUCUUGGACAGUCAACUCUUGGGCAGCCCACUCUCGGUGGAGGAUUGAGUCUAGGUGGCCUGCUCGCGUCCUCUACAGCAACCACUGUUCCUCUCGUCCCUGCCCCCAGUGUGGGUUUGGGUGGAGUGGACUUCAGUACCUCUUCAGAGAACAAGAGUGACAAAUCAUCCAGUGCGAGACCUGAAGACAGCAAAGCUCUCAAAGAUGAGAAUCUUCCAGCUCCCAUCUGUCAAGAUGUGGACAAUUUCCAAAAGUUUGUGAAGGAGCAGAAGCAAGUUCAAGAAGAGAUCAGCAGGAUGUCCUCUAAAGCCAUGGUUAAAGUGCAGGAUGACAUUAAGAGCCUGAAGCAGCUGCUGUCGGUCAGUGCCAGUGGACUGCAGCGAAAUGCCCUCUCCAUAGAAAAACUCAAAAUGGAGACUGCCCAGGAGUUAAAGAAUGCGGAUGUUGCGCUGAGAACUCAGAAGACACCGCCUGGGCUUCAACAUGAGAAUACUGCACCAUCUGAUUAUUUCCGGGGUCUUGUGGAGCAGUUUGAGGUGCAGUUACAGCAGUACCGCCAGCAGAUAGAGGAACUGGAAAAUCAUCUGACCACCCAGGGCAGCAGCGCCCACAUCACCCCUCAAGAUCUGUCCCAGGCAAUGCAGAAGCUUUACCAGACGUUUGUGGCUCUGGCAGCACAACUGCAAGCAGUUCAUGAGAAUGUAAAGACAUUGAAGCAUCAGUAUCUAAACUACAGAAGAGCCUAUCUGGAGGACUCCACAGACGUCUUUGAGCUAAAGCGGACGGCCAGCCGGAAACUGCAGAGCGCCCCGCGAGUGACCACUGGCCCAGCUCCUUUUGGUGCCGUCCCCAACGCUGCAGCCGUUGCCAUGGCUGCCACUCUCACUCAGCAGCAGCAGCCCGCUCCAGGAACACAGGCGCCCCUGGGGGUGGGUUUUGGGACUCCCUUUGCCUUGGGCAUGGGCACUAGUAUGAGUUCUACCAGCCUUGGAGCUUUUGGUAGCGGCCCAGGGUUCGGGGCUGUGGCAACUGGAGGCUCCUCAUUCGGUUUUUCUGCUAGCAAGCCAUCUGGAGGGAGCUUGAGCGCAGGGUUCGGGAGCUCCAGCACCUCAGGCUUCAACUUCAGUAACCCAGGUAUCAAUGCGUCAGCUGGCCUCACCUUUGGGGUGUCCAACACUGCAACACCAGGAUUUGGCGCAGGAGGACCUCUGCUGCAGCUCAAAAAACCUCCUGCAGGAAACAAGAGGGGCAAAAGAUAGAACAGCUAGUGUGUAUGGGGUAAAGGGAAUAGGCAUUUAGGCCAAAAAAAGUCAACGUUAGUCAAAGAUCUCUAUAUUUUUGGUGGGUGUGCUUAAAGGGUUAUUCUCGCACUUUUCAACCAGAUCUCUAUCUGCUGUUUGUGUAUCAUACCUCUGAAUACCACAGACCGUUCCUGUUAACUGAUAUUCGCCAGUGGGCACUUACAUCAUUUCUUGUUGCUUCACUUUAAAACUGUUUUUUUUUUUUGUCAACCGGAUUUCUCUUUCUACUUUUACAGAAAGUACAGGAAAAUGUGUUGAAAUGUUUUGUGGUAAUAGAGUGUGCUGGACAUUUGAUAGAUUGAGGUCAGGUUGAAAACCCUAAAGUACUCCUUUAAAGGUCAUUUGAAGAUGUUUUUUCACCAGUCAAACUGUCAUGUACUUUAUUAUUAUGUUUGAUGUAUUUCUUGCUCUGAUUCUAUGACGCUACGCUAGUGUGAGCCUGCCGACAUUGGAGUACUGACAUGACUAUGAAUUUACAACCCACCACAGCUGAUGGAAUGACGGGACAUUUGAAGAAACCUCAGUAUGAAGCUGUUUGGUUUUGAGAAUAUUCAUGAUCUCAGCCCUUCUGUGUUUGUCACUUUAUUUGCCUCUGUGUGCUCUGUGACUGUAUAUUUGUCGGUCCAUCUAGCAUGUGAGCUAUUCUCUCCACUGUCAGUUUGAGAUCAUGACCUCCUGUGUACUUACUUUCUGUUUGAACUGUACCAAUAGGUGGUGGCAUAAGGUCCGAAAGCUGUGUAGUAUAUGUGCCCCAUUUGAUGUUUUGUUUUGUCAGUUGUACUGUCAUUACCAAAUAUUGAAAUCUUUUCUAGAAUAUAUGUGCAAACUGGUAUUUUUUUGACUUGCGAGAGGUUUAUUAAUAAACGAAAUGAUUUCUUCA
This is a messenger RNA of Astyanax mexicanus (Mexican tetra), 3183 nucleotides long. It is a transcript of the gene nup58, whose product is annotated as nucleoporin 58. The coding region runs from base 330 to 2261 and encodes 643 amino acids. Gene Ontology annotation, molecular function: structural constituent of nuclear pore. Gene Ontology annotation, cellular component: nuclear pore. Gene Ontology annotation, biological process: nucleocytoplasmic transport. The record is from RefSeq and is a predicted model, not a curated record. The transcript is spliced from 14 exons. Lineage: Eukaryota; Metazoa; Chordata; Actinopteri; Characiformes; Acestrorhamphidae.